AUAAUAAACAAAUUUUAGCUGUACUGUAGUUUGUUGUCAAACAUAUGUCAAUCUAAGAAAGUUGCAACUGAUAAAAAAUGAUGUAAAGUCAGAACAACAAUGAAUAUAAGUGUUAAAGAGUGUAAAGAAAUUAGACGACGGAGGAUUGAGAAGACGAAUAAAAUUUCUGAAAUUUAAAGAAUUUAAAUAUAUAAGUCGGCGAUCACGUUUGCAUAUAAGUUUAAAACAUUUUUUACGGUUAAAGCGCCUAUGGAACAAUCCUUGUAGUGUUGAAUACUAACGAUUUGAUUCUAUUCAAGGCGUAUAAAUCCUAUUCGUCAUAUUUGCUAAAAAUAAAUCCGAAAACAAUUUAGAGCGCGUAUUAAUUAUUAAUAUAAUUAUAAGCAUUAAAUUACAGUAACUUACAGCAAUAUGGAGUUUUUAUUUCUAGGAAAUAUUUAUUGACUUACUCUGGACACGCACUAGGCCUAUUGUAAAUCCGUAAAUACAAAAAAAGGUUUUUUUUAUUACUGGCACCCAAGAACACACAUAACCAGAUUCCAAUACGACGUGAUUAUAACCGAAACAAUAUGGAGGAAUUUAGAAUUAAUAGAGAAUGUAUUGAUCAAAAUCCAGAAGAUCCCUACAAUCAAAGCAGGCCGUGGAAGUUGAAUAUGCGAAAUGACGAAGUUUUGAAUUAUGCAGACGAGUCCAAGUUCGAAAAAGCAAAUACCUUUGAGGAAUUGCAACAACGCUUGGCUAAUUACAAUUGCGAAGAAAAAUAUGACGAAAAUGUUGAAAACGCGUUCUCUCGCAGACAUUAUGAUUCACCAACUUUCACGCAAAAACUUCAAGAUCCUUUUUCACAAAAAAUGAUAGCUCCGAAUAGUGAUAUGUGUCUGCAAACCAUGGAACAACUUCGAAGAUGGGCAUGUCGAUAUACUGGUGUUCAGAGUCCAUUUGAAUUUUUGGAACGAGUGGAAGAACUUGCAAAAGUAUGUGGCCUUAACCUUAACACAAUUCCUAGAAACAUGGUGGUAUUAUUGAAAGGUGAAGCGUUAUUGUGGUUUCAAAAUAAUAUUAAUAUAAGAACCUGGAAUCAUUGGGAGGAUUUUAAAACUGAUUUUCUUCGAUUUUUCUCACCUAUUCGAUCUUUGGAUACACUAGAAAAUGAAAUACGUUUUCGUCGAGAUAAACAUCAUGAAUCUUUUAUGGACUAUGUAACAGGAUUACGUGAUCUAAUACCGCAGUCGGUUAGUGACGCUAGUCAACAAUGCAAGCCAUUUGGUAAUAACUGGCAAAUGGAUCAAAAGCACGAUUUUAGAACUGUAGAAGAAUUACCAACAAAUGAAGAACAUGCAGCACUACAAAAAAAUCUAAGCAAAUUACCGCAAUAUAUCGAUUUAAAAAUCAAAAAUCCGAAGAAAGCUUGCCGCAAAUGCGGUAAUCAUGGGCAUUUAGUAAACAACUGCGAACAUCCACGUUUACUCUUUUGUUGGAAAUGCGGUAAACUAAACGUCAGAACUAUUAAUUGCUGUAAGUCUAACGCGCAAAAUGACCAGAGUACCCAAUCUAGUUCCACGAAAGUAAGCGACCAAACGCGAGAUCAAACACAGAGCACAUCACAGAGCAAACAGGUUCCAAGAACGGCCGGGUCCACGUCAACUACGACCAAGUGCCAUUCGACUCAUCUCACAAAGACUUCACAAGCAGGUCCCAGCGGGAUACAACAACAACAGCAGAGCAAACCAAAAACUUCAAACAAUCUCAGAGUAGAUGGUAAACGCCUUGUUGCGAGAAUCAUAAUAGGUGGCCAGAUGGUGGAUGCAACAUUAAAUACUGGAUCUACGCGAAGCUUUAUCAGUGAAGAACUAACUAAAAAAAUUGGAGCAACGCAAGUCCGAAUGGAAGGUACCGUGGCGGAAAUACGUAAUAAGAUCGAGUUUGAACAGCGUACAGUGAUUCUUAAACUAUUGGUACAACCUAAUGUAGUUAAUGAUAUAAUUCUGGGUAUAGACUUCUUGAAAGCUAUAGGUACUACUAUAACUAUUGGUGACUUAAGUCUUGAUUUAAAUACAAACAAUAAAGGAAAACAUCCCAAUGAGUCCUCACAAGGUGCGCAAAAUAGUAAUAAUAUUCCAAAUCUUAAAAAAGCUAAAAAUAAUUCCACAAACACCACUAAUGCCAUAGGCAAUCUUAAUAAUGUGUCCUUACUGCGAACAGUAAACAAGACUACGUACCAUCUAAUUAACAGCAAUACUGCGAUAGUACUGCCGCUCUUCAAUAAGCCUUCAAUUAACACAAAUAACACGGCACUUAGUACACCUCAGCAUUUAAGUACAAAUCAAAUUCAACCACUACCGUUCGCAGUUCCGAGUAUUGGCUAUAAUAAAACUAACACUAAUAAUGCUAUAAGCGUCUUAAGUAAGGUUCCUCUUGCGCCCGAAACUGGACAAAAUAAGGCAAAAGACUUAACUAGUAUAAAUCAAUUAGAACAACCGAGUCUGAGUACGAAACUAGUACUCCCAGAAGAAGAAUGGCCACAAGAAUUAAAAGACGAAAUUAAAAGCAAACCGAGAGACAAAUUAGACCGUAAACCUAGAGGAUUUAGACGUGUUGUAGAUGGCAAAGUAUAUCAAAUACGUAUUAAUCGUUCCGGUUUUAUAACCGUGAUGCUGGUAAUUAAGAGAGAACGAACUGAAGAUCAAGAAGGAGAAGGAGAAGGAGAUCAAUGAACCACAAGAAGGGAAAAAAUUGAGAGCAAAAUUGCAUCACAUAUUUUGGCUAAUAAUUAAUUUAAAGUAUAAAAUAAAAUUUUGUUUGUUAUAAACAAAAUUAUAUUUUAAAUAUGUAUGUAUUUUAGUUGCAAAAUACGUCUGUAAUGAAUUACAAUAUUAUAUUUUAAAU
Teleopsis dalmanni is the source of this 2886-nucleotide messenger RNA. It is a transcript of the gene mats, whose product is annotated as MOB kinase activator-like 1. NCBI's taxonomy places the organism in Eukaryota, Metazoa, Arthropoda, Insecta, Diptera, Diopsidae. Gene Ontology annotation, cellular component: nucleus; cytoplasm. Gene Ontology annotation, biological process: hippo signaling; positive regulation of protein phosphorylation. Gene Ontology annotation, molecular function: protein kinase activator activity; zinc ion binding; nucleic acid binding. The record is from RefSeq and is a predicted model, not a curated record. The transcript is spliced from 2 exons. Bases 570 to 2714 code for a protein of 714 amino acids.